Messenger RNA from Polistes canadensis, 9640 nucleotides. RefSeq lists its product as uncharacterized. Bases 996 to 4259 code for a protein of 1087 amino acids. The record is from RefSeq and is a predicted model, not a curated record. Gene Ontology annotation, molecular function: protein binding. The transcript is spliced from 14 exons. Lineage: Eukaryota; Metazoa; Arthropoda; Insecta; Hymenoptera; Vespidae. Gene Ontology annotation, cellular component: plasma membrane.
GCACUGAUCGAUAUGGAGGGGCGGCGGACGCAAUCCAAGGACGUGGUAGUAGCUGGCGCUUCGACCGAUACCACCCCUGCCUGCGCUGCCGCCGAGGGUUUAUCAGUGCGAACCGCGACGUCGACGUGGAAGCGUCGUCAACGGCGCCGAGCCAUUUUCCGGGCCUUCCCUCGUCCUUGCUUUCAAACUGGGUCAAUCCCUCGUGCGCGCACCAACUACUCCCGCCACGCAAGCACCUUUUUUUAUACCCUCAAGGAUCGCUUUCCUUACAUUCGACAAAGUUCAAUUCUUCCCGCAAAUAGGUAGGCGCCUUUUCCUCCUCGCAAAUUCGCUCCUUUUUUAGAUGCGUUCCUUCGGCAGGCGAGCGCGCGCGCGCGCGCGCGCGUUAUUCGAAUUUAGGUAGAUAUACGCGUGCUGCAUCCCUGGCAUUUGUCGUUCGAUGGACCGACCGCCGGGUCGCUCAUACGCGAUUCCCUAACCAGGUCAAGCGUGCUCUUUUUCAACCUGACCUUCGUUAGUUAUGCCUAAUCCAAGAGAUUCUUUUGCAUAUUCUUUAUUUUUAUUUAAACCAACGCUUCGCGACAGAGUUCUUUUAACGAAAGUUUCGCGUUCGGAAAUAUUUGCUCAAGAUGGAGAGCCUCCUCCAUCGAUCGACUCGAAAGACGUUCGAGCGGCAAAAGAAAAAAAACAACAUUUUUUUUCUCUUCUCGCUCCGAUACCUUUUCUUUCUUCCUCUUGUUCCUAGUUGGCGCGCGUUUUUUCUUCCCUCUUUCCUCGCUCGGACCCUUUUUUCCACGUAGAACCAUGUCUUUAGGUACGCGAAAGGAUAACGAGGAGAAGAAUGCAUCUCUAACGAAUUUCAAAGAUAAUUGAAAGUGAUCGUGGGGAAAAGAAGAAAAGGAAGAAAAGGGAACAUUUCGAGAGAAGAAGAAAAGAAGGAGAGAGAGAGAGAGAGAGCAGCAGACGGGGGAGGAAGGGGGCAAAAGUUUGACGAAAUGUCAGUUCGUGCCGAGACUCGUCGGAGCAAGGCUCCGUCUCUUCUUCGGUGUAACGACGUUGCGGAAGGUUGCGCCAAAUUUGUCGGUAUUCCAGACGUGAACUGGCUGAUUUGUUCCUGCGUUCUAAUGGCGACGGCGGUCCUUUCCUGCCGGCGAAGCGAAUUUCAAUGCAACAACGGCCAUUGCGUCCCGCUGAACAAGAUUUGCAACGUCGUCGACGACUGCGGAGACGGAAGCGACGAAGUCCGUCAAUGUUCGCCCUGCAACAAAACGUACUUUGGCGAUGUAGGAAAAACCUACAGUUUGGAAUUGCAUCGACCGAAGGAAGACAAGGUGCCUUACAUUUGCAAGCUUACCUUUAGCGCACCCGGCGGAGAUCUCGGGGAUAUAAUACAGCUCAACUUCGACAGCUUCACACUUGGCAAAUUCGUUUCGUUCACCGCGGAAGGAUGCCCAGACGGAUCGUUGCAAAUCUCGGAAGCGGAACGUCCCGACGUAGGAGGACUUUGGUGCGGCACGACGAGGGAUCCAGCCAUUUACUACAGCGAGACGUCCACCGUCUCUAUAACUCUCAAACUUCUCCGACUCAGCAAGGAUCAAAAGGCAUUCAAUUUCGAUUUUCGAAUGGCAUACAAAAUGAUUAGAAAAUCCGACGCCGUUGUACGCUACGGGAAUCCUUUCGUAGGAAUGACGCAGGUGACGACAACGACGACGGCGACAACUUCGGCGACGUUGACGGCGAUGACUACGACGUCGGCGGCGGCGACGACGACGACGAAUACAGAAGACAGGCCGACCGCCGAAUACGCUAAUACUUCCAUGGCGAUGCUGAUGGUCGAACAACACGCGGUGAUCCCAACGAAAUCAAGCUCGGAGCAGUACCUCGGGGAUCUCAUCUCCGGCACUUACUGCUCCAGGAUAUUCAGCGAUUGCGACCAAAAGAAGUGCAGACUGCAAUCUCCGAACUUUCCUGGCCUUUAUCCGCGUAAUCUCACCUGUUACUACGCGGUAAGGCAGCACGAGGUACCGCCGGGGAAAUACGCCUUAAUUUCGGUCGGACAACCGAGAGGUCAAUUGGUUGCCGUAAGGUCCAGACCAGCGACGCAAGCCGAAUCCCCGCCACGCGAACUCCACCUCUGGCAAGAUUGCGACGUCAUUCAGGAUUACGUGACGGUCUACGAUGGUUAUACCACGAGGGAUCCGGUGAUACUGAAAUUUUGCGGUGGCGGAGAACCAGUGCCCGAGGCAACGAGUAGCGGACCAGAAAUUCUCGUCGAGUUCACAACCUCCCCUUACGGUACUUUUCUACAUCCGACGCCGCAACGUUCCUUGCACGGAUUCCAAUUAGAAGUCCAGGUAAAAUUCGUCGACGUCGAUUCCCCGACCUACGCGAAGAACAAGCGUUGCGAAUUUUGGUUGAAAGGUAACAGCGGAGGAGUACUAGAAUCUCCGCGUCAUUCUCUACCGAGAAACAGUAGCUGCCUUUAUCAUUUACGCGGUGCCGGACCUACUUUGCCCAGCCCUACGCCUCCGCGUCCUUUACCAAAAUUCCCAGAGCAACGUCCUGGCACGGUAUGGCGAAGACCGGCACCGGCCCCACCGCAACCACAGUUUCGCGUCUGGUUGUCGAUUUUAAAGUUUCACGUUGGCAUCACCGCAUCUACCGGCACCGACGAGGAUUGUUCGACGACUCUGAUGGUUUGGGACGGAGAAAUGAUGCCCCUUGGGGAGUGCAACGAAGCUUGCGAGAAAGAACGUCAACGGUACAUAGAUAAACUCGGAGAAGCGACUUCGCUAGUUGCCACACGUCCCGCCAACAAUACGACUCUCCUUGCCAGGUAUUGCAAAGACAAGGUUCCGAGAACUUGCGACCAUGCGAUUCUUCAAAAUGUCAGUCGUCCUUGUUCCCUCGGAGAAAGCUUCGUAUCCUCCAGCAACAGCUUGACCAUAGAGAUGCGCAUGAUCGAAUCUACCGCUCUGAGGCCCGUCAACUUCCGAGCUCUGUACGAGUUCGUCGAUCUCCAUCAGGAUGGCGAAGCUUACGGCAGCGGCCCGUGUUCGCGCGCUUUCUACAGCAGGAAUCGCGACACCUACCCGGAUCGUAGAUUUCAAGGACCUCGCGACAUUUUUCUCUUUGGUCGAGGCGGAUCGAAAAAUCUCAGCUGCGUGUACCGCUUCGAGGGUGAACACGACGAGGUCGUCAAGCUGCGGUUCAACAGACUUCUCAACGGCAACCGAACCUGUCGCAGCGUCUCCUCUUCCGAUUUCAAUCGUCUCCUUUGCAUCGGAUCCGAUAACUUCUCUCUCAAAGUACUCGAUCUCCCAUGGCCUAACGCACCCGCCGUUCAACGCGACUGCUUUUGCUCGAAUCGUUCUCUUCCUAUGAACAUCAAAUCCACCUCGAACAUAGUCGAAGUACACCUGACGGUAACGUCUAUGAACUCUCUGGACGACUACAACAACAUCUUCUUCGAGGGUACUUGGGACUUUGUCAAAACGACUCCGUGUUUGCAAAAGCGCCGCGUAAGAGGACCUUCGGGAGUGAUCAAAUACAGAUGGCCGCUCAACGACGAAGACGAGAGAAAUUGCGAGAAGCAGCCUUGGCUGAUCGACCCGGCCCCGGGACAAUAUCUCUACGUGAAAACGCACGGUUCGAUAAUGACGAGACCUGGGAAAAGUCAAUGCUUGACGAAGAAUCGCAUCGUUUUCCAUACCGGAGGAAAACUUCGCGCUUCGGUAUGCCCGCAACCGGUAGAGGAUUCGAGGCAACAAGUCGUGGAAAUUUUCAGCGAUGGCUGGUCCGUCGGUAGAACCAACUUUAUCCCGGUACCCGGUCGAGAUCCCGUUAGAACUGUCGCCGUAGAGUUCCUAAUCUCCGAGCCAGAAUCGUACGGCGUCACGUGGCUCGAGCUUACCAGAAGGCCAGCAAUAACGUCAACGGCAGGACUACAAAUGACUCGAGACUGCGAACAACGAUGUCCGGAAUUGGACGCGUGCAUAAACGCUUCCCUGUGGUGCGACGGAGUCUCCCACUGUCCCUCGGGCUACGACGAGGCUUUGACGCAUUGCUCCAUGCUCCUACAAUUGCCACCGUUGCAUCUGGCCCUUGGAGUUUUGGCCAUCCUGACGAUCCUCGCGGUGAUCUUCCUGGUCGUUUGGCGAGUUUGCCGGCAACGGACCAGCCGCUCGAUAUCUCAGCACCGAUUGAAGAGCAUCUCCUCGGAGACGGCGAUAAUCGAGGGAAAGGAAGUGAUCUGCUGACACAGCGACAGUUCUGUGCGAUACGUCGAAGUCGACCGCGUUACCACCGUGUGACGAUCGCCAUCGUCCACCUCCUCGAACCUUUCAAAGAGUCUUUUUCCUUCGAAACAGCUGGUGUUAUAUAUCCUUUUCGAAAUAGGACUCUUGGAAGUGGCUCGGCUUGGCGCAGCGCGACGUAACGCGCAGAACUCUACGUCUCUUUCCGAAAUAUUUUCGAUUUAAGCAACCGAGCGAACCUACUGACUUUGAAAAGUAGACGACGACGACGACGACGACGACGACGGCGACGGUCGACUGCUCGCUCGCUCGGAUCGUCAUCGAAACUCUUUGACAGAACGGAUCUCGCGUAUUUCUUUUUCCUCCGUGCGCGAAUGCUUCCGUGUUGCGUAAACGUUGAAAUGUCUUCAAAGGGAGACGACGAAAUUGACAUGUUUCUAGGAACGACGAGAGAAUGCUUUCUCUCUCCACUUGGAACGAGAUUAUCGAUCCAACAAACUACGAGUUUGUCAAACUUUAGCAACGUCGCUUCGACUUCCAAGUUCUAGCAACUGGAGACAACCGUUUACCGUUACACCGCGGAGAAUAUUAAAUCGCGAAAAAUGACCGAACUGUUUUAACGAGGACAAUAAGUAAUAAAAUCCUAGUAAUAUCCCACCGUUAUGAUAGUAUAGAUUUUCGCGUAUCGGGACGACGCGACGUCUCGUUGAACCUUACGAGCAUCCAUAACUUUUCGAUACCGCAAACUAAUUUUCUUUCCCCUUGAUAACGAUAUAAGAAAAAGUUACUGCAUCGUUAGUCAAUUCCUUUACCGAUCUUGUUCGCUUUUAUUUUAACAGCCCAGAGGUUCAUCGAUACUCCCCCACCGCUCGAUCCUUGAUACGUAUAUUCGAAGAAGAAGUAAUUCGAGAACGAUCCGAGACGUCGAGCACUCUACGCGUCUAACGUCCUAAUGAACAAGAGAAAAGAGACAAAUCUAUGUAUCUGGCCCCCCUUCGUGUCGACUCUGUAAUAAGAUAAGAAGAGAAAGAAACAAAUAACGAGGAAAAUGAUAUUGCGAACCGAAGGAUAAUAAUGUAUUUCGACUAGAGAGGAAACUUUCAAAAGUGAAAUGAAUUUCGAUUGGAGGGGGCUGGACGAUACGGUUGGUAGAGAAUCGCGUAGUUUCAAAUGAUGUGAUAAAUAUAUACGAUGCUGUUUUCCUCGAAGCUGUGCUUCGAAAUUAUUGUUACGCCCGAUGAUGCGACGUCGAUGGAAAAUAAAAGGUAAAUGGAAAUCCUCCCGGAGUAUUCGAAGUAUCGGCGUCGUUGUCACGGCUUGUACACCUUGUUCAUAAUUGUAAAUAAUUGAUUAUUGACCUAUUUAUAUAACAGUUGAAAACGCUACUCGUGCACGCGUUUGCCUCCGUUUGCGAAUUAUUUUCUUUAUUUCCCCUACAGACGUUUGAUGCGACGUGACGCGACGCGACGCGACGCAACGGAGACCGGCAACGUGCCGCUUUACUACUAAUCGAUAAGUAUGAAUUUCAAGGCGAACAGAGAGAAACGCGAAUUCUUCGGCAGGAGAAAAGAAAAUAUACACCAAUACGAAUUCGAGCGAAUGAGAUAGCGGUUGCGAUCGAUUCGGAAUUAUCCGUCAAAUGCAUAUAUAUGUACUAUACGUAUUUUCAGCUAGCCAAAAUCACCGCCAUUCUUUUCGUCAUUAACGACAAAUCAAAGUUGAUUGGCGAAGGGUCGCGUUAAAUUAAGGGACGCUAAAAAUAAACGACCCUCCACGACACGUUAAAAGAGGACAAUCCUACGACAUUGGUCGGAGCAGUAAGUAUCGUUUUCGGCCAAAAGAAAUCGGUACGCGCGCGUAACGCGCCUAUUAUUUCUUCAAUCGUUACUUAUAGCUUCUUUUUCUACUUCUUCGUUCGCUAAUCCAAAAGUAACUAACGAAACUUACGCAAAGCUAUUCGUUUUUAUCAAGAACAAUCCAGAGAACAUAAGACUGAUCGUGUUUCGAGGCACUUACUUCAGCGUCAAUGAAAACAUUUCUUUUCUCAUCGUGAAAUAUCAACGAAAAUGUGAUCCUUCAAACUACUGCCACGUAUUCGUGUUCGUAUUCGAUACGUAUGUAUGUACAUACGCGCAAAGUUUUUUAACCAAAAUUCUUUGAUAUUCAAACCGAGAAAGCUCGAGGGAAAAAGGCCGCAAUCGGCGUUCCAUUUUCUACAAUAUCGCGGGCUCCGAGAGUGUAAAAAAGAAAGUACAAAAGUAAAGAAAAAAAAAAAAAAAAAAAAAAAAAGUUGAUUUCGAACGGAGAAACGUAUCGUGCGUCGACGAUGUACAUACAUACAUAGCAACGUUUAUAAGUUCUUUUCGAGACGACGAGCGAGCAUAAUUAACUAACGAAGAAACAGGGUCGCUCGAGUAGGAUAAUUUGCGUGCACGCGCGUUAUAUCGCCUUUGUUCUUUCUGUUAUACUUACAUUAGGAGCUUUCUCGUUAAAACUCCGCAUCGGCCGAAGAAAGCAGCACAAACCGUUCGAUAUACGAGAAGGUAUGCUAAUACCGUAACAUCGGCCUUUUUGCGUUCUAUUCGUGUGACAACGGGAGGAAUAAUUUACAUACUCGUUAAUACUUACAAAAGGCACAAAAUAAGUUUAGAAUAAGUAUCGCAUUGUCGCCGAGAUAUUUCGCUUUUUUGUCAAAUUGUUAUCCGAAACGGAUUCUAAUAAUUCGAUGUCUAAACAAUGAUUUAAUCCAAGGUAUUUGCUUGAGGAGGAUAAUUUUUCGAAAACGCAGAGUUCUUUGGAGUGCAAUAAAAGGGGGAAAAAAGAGAGAGAGGCGAAAACGCGUCAACUCGUAGGUGGAGGGUCGUUCGCUGAAGAAACUCGCGUGUAUCGAUCGUACGAGCGCACAGCAACGCGAAACAACGAGCAACAACAACGGUCAUUCGAGCGCUAAACUUGGUGCGACGAGCUCUCGUCACUCGGUAACAAGGAAAACUUCGUUAGGACAUUCUUUUUGCUCUUUCGCCAUCGAUCCUUUCCUUUUUCGAUCCAUCGCACCAGCCUUGCGCCGACUCCUACACCACUUACGACCCUCGACAAUCCUUUUUUCGAAUUUAUAUUCUAUUAUCAUUCCGUAAUCCCGUCCUCUCGCUUUUUCAUUACUCCUCGACGAAAGAUUAGAAAUUUCACGAAGCUCCUCUCUUGUAAAUAAUUCUCUUCUAGCUCGUAAGAAUUUUAAAAGCUCUAGAGAAGCCGAGUGUAAGCCGUAUAAUACAAAUAUAUUAUUAAUUAUAAUAAUAAUAAUAUUAAUAAUACUACUACUACUACUAAUAAUAAUAAUAAUGAAUAAAAUAAUAAUUAUAAUAAUAAUAAUCACGUAGACGAAUAGUCGUUAUUAUCACGAUGUGAACCAUAUCCAAAAACGCGUUUAGAUCGUUUAAAUGUCGGCACCGAAAGAACCUCAUUCUUUUGUCUCGUGUAUCGACAAAUAUUAUGAUGAAAUCGAUUAACGAUACGAGAGGAUCGAAUGAGGCAUCGUUUUAAAAGAUUUUUCCAAUGAAACUGAUGAAGAAACAUCAUAACUGUCAGCAAUAUUUUUGGAAAUAAUCGUUUCGAGUCUAAAACAAUGUCUCGUUCGAUGUUCGAUAUUUAACAAAAAUACAAAAUAAACGAACGAGAAAUUACUACGAAUAUAUACGAAAUACUACGAAUUCAAUACUCUCGUUCGGUCUUUUACGCGUUUUCGAGUUUGAAGAGAAACAUAGGAAAUUGUAUAUACAUAUGUUAUAUGCAUAAGAUGGGAUCGACGUCGUGCUACCGAGACGAAUAGUAAUACGUUUCACAAUGAUUAUUCAUUUAUUUGUAUUAUCGUCUCUCUCUUGAUUUACUUUCAUCAAUUGAGUUUAAAACUCACCGACUGACUCUAUUAAAAGUUUAUAGUCGCACAGAACUUUUUCCAAGUUCAAAGCUCUUCUCCUAAGACUGCCGAAAAACGCUUAUUAUUUGGAAGCAUCGAUCUUACACGAACCUUCUUCAAUGUAACGGUGACGCGCGCGUGUACCACUUAUAGCGCAUAUAUACCACAUAUACGAUUCGGCACAAAAUCGAUUCGUGCAAUCGCAUUUUUCUGCUCUUUUUGUUUAUUUCUUUUUAUUUUCCAUACAAUACGACCAAGGACAAUUUUCACGUCGAUCGGAUUCGUUUUUUUACGUUCGUUUAGUUACCAAGCUAAUGCGUUUAAUCCUAAAACAAAGGAUCGAACGGAAAUAAAUACCAGUACGAUACCUUGAACAAAGCGAACAAGCUCGCUGCUAUUCCAAUUUCAAUGACUUGUCGUCUCGUUUGACAAACACUCGCAUAUAUCGCGAAAGCUAGUAUUUUUAUCGCAAAUAAUGAAAUCGUUUGAUCAAUUAUAUAAACGCCGUUUUAUCGCUAUAUAAUAAAAAAAAAAAAAAAAAAGGAAAGAAAGAAAAAUAUACGAAUGUAAGUAAUGAAAAGAUUGACGAGCGUAUUCGAUCGUAUUCUUACAAAUGAAAUUCUUCUUCGGUAUGGCGCGAAGACGAUUAUAUUUCUCAAAUAUUAUUCUAAGAAAGACCAAAUUGUACUCUCGAAACUUUCGCAGCAGUCAUUUAUAUUAUUAUCCUCUUAGCAGCGAAACAGCCUAUUGUUUUUAGUGCAUGCUCGUGCACUGACAGUAAUAAGGAAAAAUUAGAAAAGUAAAAAGUAAACGAACAAAAGAACAAAAAAAAAAGAAAAAACAAAAAAGAAAAUAAAAAGAUUUAUGCAUGAGGAUCUGUUUCGAUGGACGCUCGAUUAGUACGGCGAAAAUCAAGGUCAGCAAGAAAUCUGACAAUAAACUGACACGAAUGGCAAAUGCAUACACACGUACACACACACGUACACACACACACACACACACACACCGAUGAUACUGCGCUAUCGCAAAGGCACAUACGCGCGCGCGCGGGGCCAAGCGCAAAUACACAUACUUCCUGUAUGCGCACACGACACCAAUGUUUCUUAGUAUAUGUAUGUAGAACCUAGAAACGGGUUCGAUGAUCAGGUGACACGAUUCCUCUACUCGUAGAUAUGCUCUCAUGAAAAUCUACAUUUCAUUCGAAUAGUCGUUGAAAAAGGCGCGACAUCGUAUCACCUGAUCUCGACGUGCAUACAACACAUAUUGUACCACGAUCAUUUCUCUACCAAUAACGAACAACUCGACGAGCAAUCGCUGGACAAUUACGUAUAAUGAACAUAGUAAAUACACCAAAGACGUGCUCGUAUAUGCAUAUGUACAAUGUGCAUACAGUUAUUAAUUAUACCGUUACUAAUUACCGAUUCGUAUAUCGAGAAUAUGCGACAUUUUUAAUAAAUUAUUUUGAAGAUUG